CUUUUGUGUAGAGAUGUUUGUAGUGGGGCGAGUAACUGCGUGACACCAGUCAUUAGCAAUUCAAAGCUCCGAUGCUGCGCCAUAAGCCACACUAGGGAAACAUCAACCCUUUCCUGUGCGACUUCAACUCCAAUUUCUUCUUCUGCUCAGGGACCUCAUCAACCGCAGAACUGGAAUCUAAAAUGAACUGGGCGUCUUUUUAUGCUGCCAUCAGCGGCAUAAACCGGCAUUCAACCGGGAUAGGGCGGAUAUGGCUGUCCGUCCUCUUCAUUUUCCGGAUCCUGAUUCUGGUGGUGGCGGCAGAGAGCGUGUGGGGUGAUGAGAAAGCCCAUUUCAUCUGCAACACCCAGCAGCCGGGCUGCAACAGCGUGUGCUACGACCACUUCUUUCCCAUCUCUCAUAUCCGGCUAUGGGCCCUGCAACUCAUCAUGGUCUCUACCCCCGCCCUGCUGGUUACCAUGCACAUUGCACAUCGUCGGCACAUCGACAAAAAGUUGUACCGCCAGGCAGGCCGCACCAGUCCAAAGGAGCUGGAGCAGAUAAAGAAUCAAAAGAUGAAGAUCACAGGAGGACUCUGGUGGACUUACGUGAUUAGCCUGUUGUUCCGUGUGCUAUUCGAAUCUGGCUUUAUGUAUCUGUUCUACAUGAUUUACCCAGGCUAUAAGAUGUUCCGUCUGGUAAAGUGUGACUCGUACCCCUGCCCAAACAUAGUCGACUGCUUUGUGUCCCGGCCUACAGAGAAAACAGUGUUCACUAUAUUUAUGCUUGCCGUAUCCGGCGUCUGCAUCCUGCUCAACAUUGCAGAAAUCGUCUUUCUUGUCGCCAGGGCAACAAGUCGACACCUGAAUAAUUCCAAGGACUCCCCAGUGGGAGCCUGGAUCACUCAGAAACUGUUUUCAUUUUAGAAGUGCUCAGAUCAAUUUACUCUAAAGUCUAAAAUAGAUUUCGCUCAAACACAAUGUUAAUGAGUGCUAAUAAUACGCUCACAUUAUAUAUCGAUGACUUUUAUUUUAGAACUCAGAACACUGUACAACGUGUACUAUACAAUAUGCAUAUUACUCCAAAAAUGUUCAGAGCAAUAUUGAAAUGCAACGCGGUUAAAAGAAAUUGUAUACUUAUAUUGAAGCUAAAAAUACUACAAUAAAAUAAAAUACUUAAUUUAUUUGUGGGAGAAUCUGUGUCUUUCCAAUGACAGAUUUUACACAUUGUGUUGGCACAUAUUUUACAUAUAUUAUUUAUUCCAUUUUUAAAUAUCAAAAACAGUGAACUGACAUGUGUGACUGCUAGCACUAAAAGGCAAUAUUUUAUUUGUCAAUUAUUACAUCAAUAAAAGACACAUGUU
Molecule: messenger RNA, 1342 nt
Organism: Triplophysa rosa
Lineage: Eukaryota; Metazoa; Chordata; Actinopteri; Cypriniformes; Nemacheilidae
Gene: gjb1a
Product: gap junction protein beta 1a
Exons: 2
Coding region: 183-905 (240 amino acids)
Biological process (GO): cell communication
Cellular component (GO): connexin complex
Source: RefSeq, a predicted model, not a curated record